This is a messenger RNA of Staurois parvus, 335 nucleotides long. The record is from the annotation of a GenBank genome assembly. NCBI's taxonomy places the organism in Eukaryota, Metazoa, Chordata, Amphibia, Anura, Ranidae.
CAGAGAGAUGACCAGAGACUGAGGACAGACAUAGUACAGGAGAUGACCAGAGACUGCGGACACAGUACAGGGGAUGACCAGAGACUGCGGACACAGUACAGGGGAUGACCAGAGACUGCGGACACAGUACAGGGGAUGACCAGAGACUGCGGACACAGUACAGGGGAUGACCAGAGACUACGGACACAGUACAGGGGAUGACCAGAGUCUGCGGACACAGUACAGGAGAUGACCAGAGACUGCGGACACAGUACACAGUACAGGAGAUGACCAGAGACUGGGACUUCCACUAUUUGACUCAUGAAAUUGUCCUGCAAUACGUUCAAGAAAGGACA